Plasmodium relictum is the source of this 1116-nucleotide messenger RNA. It is a transcript of the gene BCKDHB, whose product is annotated as 2-oxoisovalerate dehydrogenase subunit beta, mitochondrial, putative. The record is from RefSeq and is a predicted model, not a curated record. Bases 1 to 1116 code for a protein of 371 amino acids. Gene Ontology annotation, molecular function: catalytic activity. Lineage: Eukaryota; Apicomplexa; Aconoidasida; Haemosporida; Plasmodiidae. The transcript has a single exon. Gene Ontology annotation, biological process: response to nutrient; branched-chain amino acid catabolic process.
AUGAAUCAGCUGAAUAAUGUAACAAAUCUUUUAAAAAAUAGUUUAAAGAAAAAUGUGAAUAUUUUAACAAAAUGCGAUAUGUACAAGGGUGGAACAAUAAAAGAUAGGAUUCAAAAAUUUUCUACAAAAAGUUUAGAAAAGAAAAAAAUGAAUAUGUUUACAGCAAUAAAUUCAGCAAUGCAUAAUGUAUUUGAAAAAGAUCCUAAUUCCAUAUUAUUAGGUGAAGAUGUAGCAUUUGGUGGUGUUUUUAGAUGUUCUCUUGAUUUAUUAAAUAAAUAUGGUGAUAAAAGAGUUUUUAAUACUCCUUUAUGUGAACAAGGAAUUAUAGGAUUUGCAAUUGGAUUAGCAGAAAAUGGAUUUACUACAAUUGCUGAAAUACAGUUUGGGGAUUAUAUUUUUCCUGCAUUUGAUCAAAUAGUAAAUGAUGUAGCUAAAUAUAGAUAUAGAUCAGGUAGUAGUUUUGAUGUCGGAAAGUUAACUAUAAGAUCUACUUGGGGUGCAGUAGGUCAUGGAGGACUAUAUCAUUCACAAAGUCCUGAAGCUUUUUUUGCUCAUGCAUCAGGAAUUAAGAUAAUAGUUCCAAGUGAUGCUUAUAAAGCUAAAGGAUUAUUACUUUCAGCUAUUAAAGAUCCUAAUCCCUGUUUAUUUUUUGAACCAAAAAUUUUAUAUAGAUCUUCCAUUUGUGAAGUCCCUGUUGAUGAAUAUGAAUUAGAAUUGGGUAAAGCUGAUAUAGUAAAAGAAGGUAAAGAUAUAACUCUUGUUACAUGGGGUUCUUUGGUUCAUAAAAUGAAAAUAGCUGCUGAUACAUUGUUAAAAGAGCAUAAUAUUGAUUGUGAAAUAAUAGAUUUGCAAACUAUUAUUCCAUGGGAUAUUGAUACUGUUCAAAAAUCAGUUGAAAAAACUGGAAGACUUUUAAUUAGUCAUGAAGCACAAAUAACUAAUGGAUUCGGGGCAGAAAUUGCUGCUAAAAUUCAGGAAAGAUGCUUCUAUAAUUUACAUACACCAAUUAAAAGAGUAUGUGGAUAUGAUACACCUUUUCCUCAUGUAUAUGAACCUUUUUAUAUCCCAGAUGAACAUAAGAUCGUUUAUGAAGUAAAAAAAAUGAUGAAAGAAUAA